ACAGUAGACGUUCAGCGCUAUGGGUCGCAACGGUACAUUUAAACUUGCAGUCUUCUGCUUUCUUCAGAUUUUUACUGAACAGAUCAGUGCUGGACUCUUCAGUGAUGGUGACGAUUCAAAGAUCCCAGAAGCUACAGUUACCGAACUAUUUAAUGACAUUCGGGACUUCAAUCCCUUCUCAAAAGAACUUGACGACGUGAACUCAAAACACGAGAUGUCGGACUACCAUACAUGGAAGAACUAUUUCCAAUGGAAAGGGCCAGGCAAAGUCCUCAGUAUUUAUAUGAAGUGUUCCAAAAGUAAAGUGUCUGUGAAAAAUGAAAAGGGAAAAUCACGAGUGAAUCUGUUUUAUCAUAAAUCGUGGAAAAACCCAUACAAGGUUUCACCUUUUCUGACAUUGGAAGUGACAGACUGCACCGCAAAAAUACCAUAUUCCGUCACUUUCUAUUCGUACGACAGCGUGUCUCAGGUUAGCAAGGUCCUCGUUCGGAUGAAAAACAGCGAGCAGCCAAAACUGAUUACAGUACACCCUGGUAAAGUCAACCAUAUACAAGAUUGUUCAUCAUCGGUACAACCUCGAGAUAUUAAAAGGCCUUGGGUAUGGUUUCGUCUAAAGAAAUAUGAAAACAAUUGGGUGGAAAUGUCUACAGAAGAUUUCUACGAUCUAGCAACGAAUGGCGUAAAAAAAGCCGUAUUUGAUAAUCUAGAUAAUUACUUCAACGGCAAUGGAUAUCAAUAA
Macrosteles quadrilineatus (aster leafhopper) is the source of this 739-nucleotide messenger RNA. RefSeq lists its product as uncharacterized. Lineage: Eukaryota; Metazoa; Arthropoda; Insecta; Hemiptera; Cicadellidae. The record is from RefSeq and is a predicted model, not a curated record. The transcript has 4 exons. The coding region runs from base 20 to 739 and encodes 239 amino acids.